Messenger RNA from Procambarus clarkii (red swamp crayfish), 522 nucleotides. NCBI's taxonomy places the organism in Eukaryota, Metazoa, Arthropoda, Malacostraca, Decapoda, Cambaridae. The record is from RefSeq and is a predicted model, not a curated record.
AUGUUACUGAAGAAAAGACUUGGAAUGGGUUCAAAUGAGGAGGAGAAGGAAAAGUGGUCCAGAAGAGGGGAAAUGGAUAACCGCUCCUUGACUCCCGUCAGUGAGUCUCCAGCUGUUGUGACUCCCGUCAGUGAGUCUCCAGCUGUUGUGACUCUCGUCAGUGAGUCUCCAGCUGUUGUGACUCCCGUCAGUGAGUCUCCAGCUGUUGUGACUCUCGUCAGUGAGUCUCCAGCUGUUGUGACUCCCGUCAGUGAGUCUCCAGCUGUUGUGACUCCCGUCAGUGAGUCUCCAGCUGUUGUGACUCCCGUCAGUGAGUCUCCAGCUGUUGUGACUCUCGUCAGUGAGUCUCCAGCUGUUGUGACUCCCGUCAGUGAGUCUCCAGCUGUUGUGACUCCCGUCAGUGAGUCUCCAGCUGUUGUGACUCCCGUCAGUGAGUCUCCAGCUGUUGUGACUCUCGUCAGUGAGUCUCCAGCUGUUGUGACUCCCGUCAGUGAGUCUCCAGCUGUUGUGACUCGUCAGUGA